Messenger RNA from Andrographis paniculata, 1275 nucleotides. RefSeq lists its product as uncharacterized. The coding region runs from base 1 to 1122 and encodes 373 amino acids. The record is from RefSeq and is a predicted model, not a curated record. NCBI's taxonomy places the organism in Eukaryota, Viridiplantae, Streptophyta, Magnoliopsida, Lamiales, Acanthaceae. The transcript has 8 exons.
AUGUAUUUAAUCAUCCCUGUAUUCACACGAUUAAACCUCUUUUUUAAUCAAUUUACAAUAUUUCUAUUCCAAUUUUGGCUUACCUUCGCCGUCGGCCAAGUCAACUUUCCCGUUCCCUUAGAUUCAGCGGUCGAUCGAUCAAUUCAAUCAGCUAUGGCGGCCGUCGCAUCUUCGUCUUCCUGUACCGUCGCCCUUCUGCUCAGCACCGCCAAAUUGGCUGCGAAACCAACCCUCCAGAAUCAGGAUCAACUCCAAUGCUCCCUACCUCGUCCCCGUCGCCACAGGAAUGAUCUUCAUGGAUUCGCUUCACGUUCAGGAACAAUCAUCCAGAAAACCUCACGACUGAAUGCCAUGCCUGAAACGGCUGGGGAUCUCCUGUCUUCCCUGACAUCCCAUCUCCCCGGACUUCCAGGCUUCCACCUGCCCGGAGGAGACAGUUCCGGCCAAUUAACCAAUCAGAAUUCGACGCCUGAAGUCGCGGAAGAUCUCGUCUCUUCUGUGACAUCCCUUCUCCCCGGAAUUCCAGGCUUCCACCUGCCCGGAGCAGACAGUUCAGGCGAAUUAGUCAAUCAGAAUUCGACGCCUGAAGUCGCUGAAGAUCUCGUCUCUUCUGUGACAUCCCUUCUCCCCGGCAUUCCAGGCUUCCACCUGCCCGGAGCAGACAGUUCCGGCGAAUUAGUCAAUCAGAAUCCGACGCCUGAAAUCGCUGGAGAUCUCCUGUCUUCUCUGACAUCCCAUCUCCCCGGAAUUCCAGGCUUCCACCUGCCCGGAGGAGAGGGUUCCUGGUUAGCUGGAAUCGUUGGAUUGUGCGUUACAGUGCCUUUACUUAUCCAAAGGGUAUUGUCGUUUACAAAGGAGGUUGACCUGGCUGCUCAGACGGUGGAAAAGAUAGCAGACGCGGUGGAGCACGUGGCGGAGGAGGUGGACAAGGUGGCGGAAGGCAUCGGGGCGGCGCUGCCCGACGGCGGCUUGAAAAGUAUGGUCCAUUUUGUGGAAGUUUUGGCUGAGGAAACAGCCAAGGAUGCCCAAAAUGUUGAGGAUUUAAUGGAUAAGGUUGAGGAAUUGGAUGAGAAAGUGGAUGAGUUUCUGGGGAAGAAAACCAAGGACACUGAGAAAGCGUGAAUCUUAUCCAAAAAACGUGUUGCUAUAUUCAUCGUUUGUAUGUAGGAACAUAAUAUCAUUGCUCCACUUACAUCUGUUUGUAAAACUUCCACAAUUGUAUUAAUUUGUUGUAAUUAGGCAAUAAAAGAAUGGGACGCAGUACAUAGUUUGUAU